Striga hermonthica is the source of this 1836-nucleotide messenger RNA. NCBI's taxonomy places the organism in Eukaryota, Viridiplantae, Streptophyta, Magnoliopsida, Lamiales, Orobanchaceae. The record is from the annotation of a GenBank genome assembly.
AUGGAGAAACCCGUGGGGCUCUGUUUUUCCAUGGCUCCCCUGUUUUUAUUUCUCGGCAUUUUCCUCCUUCCACAGGCAUUCGCCAGCCAUGAUUAUGGCCAAGCUCUCAGUAAGAGCCUUCUUUUCUUCGAGGCUCAGAGAUCUGGUUACUUGCCUACUAACCAGCGGGUGGAUCUGGUCGGAGGGUACUAUGACGCCGGGGACAACGUGAAAUUCGGGCUGCCGAUGGCAUUCACCGUCACCAUGAUGUCGUGGAGCAUAAUCGAGUACGGGAGGCAGAUGGCGGCCGGCGGCGAGCUCGGGAACGCCCUCGACGCCGUCAAGUGGGGCACUGACUAUUUCAUUAAAGCUCAUCCCGAACCUAAUGUUCUCUACGGAGAGGUCGGAGAUGGGAACACGGACCACUACUGCUGGCAGAGACCGGAGGACAUGACCACGUUGAGAGCCGCUUACAAGAUCGACCCGAGCCACCCGGGAUCUGACCUCGCCGGCGAGACCGCCGCCGCCAUGGCCGCCGCGUCAAUCGUCUUCCGCCGCUACAACCCUUCCUAUGCGGCGGAGCUUCUCAAACACGCUUCCCAGCUCUUUGAUUUCGCGGACAAGUACAGGGGCAAAUAUGACAAUAGCAUCACGGUUGCGCAGAAGUACUACCGAUCAGUCAGUGGGUACACAGAUGAAUUGUUGUGGGCAGCUGCAUGGCUAUACAAGGCAACAGACAAUGAGUACUAUUUAAAUUACUUAGGGAACAAUGGUGAUGCCCUUGGAGGAACUGCUUGGGCCAUGACUGAAUUUGGUUGGGAUGUUAAAUAUGCUGGGGUCCAAACUUUGGUUGCUAAGUUCUUGAUGGCAGGGAAAGCCGGUAAACAUACCCCGGUUUUCCAGAGGUACCGAGAAAAGGCCGAGUUCUUCAUGUGCUCGUGCCUCGGCAAGGGGACCCGCAAUGCCCAGAAGACGCCAGGUGGACUCAUCUUCAGACAGAGGUGGAACAACAUGCAGUUCGUGACGAGCGCCUCAUUCCUCAUGACUGUAUAUUCGGACUACCUAACCUCAGCCCGCCAAUCUCUUAGGUGCGCCAAUGGCAACGUCUCCCCCAACGAGCUCCUAUCCUUUGCUCAAUCCCAGGUGGAUUACAUACUGGGGGACAACCCACGGGCAACGAGUUACAUGGUGGGGUACGGGAAUAAUUACCCGAGACAGGUCCACCACAGGGCAGCCUCUAUUGUGUCCUACAAGGUGAACCCCUCGUUCGUGACUUGCAGGGGAGGGUACGCCACCUGGUACAGCCGCAAGGCGAGCGACCCAAACCUGCUGACCGGAGCAAUAGUUGGCGGGCCCGAUGCCUAUGACAAUUUUGCUGACGAGAGGGACAACUACGAGCAAACCGAGCCCGCCACAUAUAACAAUGCCCCACUCAUUGGUAUACUGGCGAGGCUUCACGCGGGUCAUGCCGGAUACAAUCAGCUUCUGCCAGUGGAGCUACCUGCGCUUAAACCGAUUGCGACUAAUCCAACACCAGAAUUGGUUAAACCCACUCCAGCUUCUGCCUCGAGUAGCCCGGUUGUUGUUACUCAGAAGGUCACGAGCUCGUGGGUACUGAACGGGAGAACUUACUACAGAUACAGCACAACAAUCACAAACAAAUCCUCCAAAAAUUUGAGAAACCUGAAGCUCUACAUUUCUAACCUGUAUGGUCCACUGUGGGGACUGACAAAGUCCGGCAACUCCUACUUCCCAUCAUGGGCCAACUCAUUGCCUGCCGGUAAAAGCAUCGAGUUUGUGUACAUUCACGCAGCCUCCCCUGCAAAGGUCAGGGUGUCGAGCUACAAUCUCGUCUAA